This is a messenger RNA of Chionomys nivalis (European snow vole), 5469 nucleotides long. It is a transcript of the gene Eif2b5, whose product is annotated as eukaryotic translation initiation factor 2B subunit epsilon. The record is from RefSeq and is a predicted model, not a curated record. NCBI's taxonomy places the organism in Eukaryota, Metazoa, Chordata, Mammalia, Rodentia, Cricetidae. Gene Ontology annotation, molecular function: translation initiation factor activity; translation initiation factor binding; guanyl-nucleotide exchange factor activity. Bases 35 to 2188 code for a protein of 717 amino acids. The transcript has 16 exons. Gene Ontology annotation, cellular component: eukaryotic translation initiation factor 2B complex.
UUCCCCGCGGAAGUCCCAGCUGCCAGGGAAGAAGAUGGCAGCCACUGAGACGCUACCUGGGACUGCGGCCGCCCGAGCGAACAAGCGCGGCGGCGGCGGCCAGGGCGGAGGAGGAACCCAGGGUACGGAGGAGGAGCCGCCGCCGCCCCUCCAGGCCGUUCUAGUGGCGGAUAGCUUCAAUCGCCGCUUCUUCCCCAUCUCCAAGGACCAGCCUCGGGUCCUCUUGCCCCUGGCCAAUGUGGCGCUAAUCGACUACACUCUGGAAUUUUUGACCGCCACCGGUGUGCAGGAAACCUUUGUCUUUUGCUGCUGGAAGGCUUCUCAGAUAAAAGAACACUUAUUGAAAUCCAAGUGGUGCCAUCCUACAUCCCCCAACGUUGUUCGAAUAAUUACAUCAGACCUAUACCGAUCACUAGGAGAUGUCCUCCGUGAUGUCGAUGCCAAGGCCUUGGUGCGCUCUGACUUCCUUCUGAUAUAUGGAGAUGUCGUCUCAAAUAUCAACAUUACCAAAGCCCUAGAGGAACACAGAUUAAGACGCAGGCUAGAAAAGAAUGUAUCUGUGAUGACGAUGAUCUUCAAAGAGUCAUCACCCAGCCACCCUACUCGCUGCCACGAGGACAAUGUGGUGGUGGCUGUGGACAGUGCCACCAACCGAAUCCUGCAUUUCCAGAAGACCCAAGGCCUGCGGAGGUUUUCUUUUCCCUUGAACCUGUUCCAGGGCAGUGGAGACGGAGUGGAGAUUCGCUAUGACUUGCUGGACUGUCACAUCAGCAUCUGCUCUCCUCAGGUAGCUCAACUCUUCACAGACAACUUUGACUAUCAAACUCGAGACGAUUUUGUACGAGGCCUGUUAGUGAAUGAGGAGGUCCUCGGAAACCAGAUCCACUUGCAUGUGACAAGUAGGGAGUAUGGUGCCCGGGUCUCCAACCUACACAUGUACUCAGCCGUUUGUGCUGACGUCAUCCGCCGAUGGGUCUACCCUCUCACUCCAGAAGUGAACUUCACUGACAGCACCACACAGAGCUAUACUCAUUCCCGACACAACAUCUACCGAGGGCCUCAAGUCAGCCUGGGCCACGGCAGUGUCCUGGAGGAAAAUGUGCUUCUGGGAGCUGGCACUGUCAUCGGCAGCAACUGCUCCAUCACCAACAGUGUCAUUGGCCCUAACUGCCACAUUGGUGAUAAUGUGGUGCUGAACCAGGCCUACCUGUGGCAGGGAGUUCAAGUGGCUGCUGGAUCACAAAUACACCAGUCUCUGCUCUGUGACAAAGCUGAAGUCAAGGAACGAGUUACUCUGAAGCCACACUGUGUCCUUACUUCCCAGGUGGUUGUGGGCCCAGAUAUCACGCUGCCUGAGGGCUCGGUGAUCUCUUUGCACUCUCCGGAUGCAGAGGAAGAUGAAGAUGAUGGCCAGUUUAGUGAUGAUUCUGGGGCUAAUCAGGAAAAGGAGAAAGUGAAGCUGAAAGGUUACAAUCCAGCAGAAGUAGGCUUUGAAGGCCAGGGAUACCUCUGGAAAGCUGCAGAUAUGAACACGACGGAAGAGGAGGAACUAGGGCAGAGUCUGUGGGGACUCACCAUCAAUAUGGAAGAGGAAAGUGAGACUGAGAGUGAGCGAAGUGUGGACUCUGAGGAGCUGGACAGCCGGGCCGGGUCCCCUCAACUGGAUGACGUCAAAGUCUUCCAGAAUGAGGUCCUGGGAACACUGCAGCGAGGCAAAGAGGAGAAUAUUUCCUGUGACAAUCUAGUCCUGGAGAUCAACUCUCUCAAGUAUGCCUACAACAUUAGCCUGAAGGAAGUGAUGCAGGUCCUGAGUCAUGUGGUCCUGGAGUUCCCCCUGCAGCAAAUGGACUCCCUGUUUGACACAAACCGCUACUGUGCCAUGCUGCUUCCUCUGCUCAAAGCCUGGAGCCCUGUUUUUAAGAACUACAUAAAGCGAGCAGCUGACCAUUUGGAAGCACUGGCAGCCAUCGAGGACUUCUUCUUGGAGCAUGAAGCUCUUGUUACUUCCAUGGCCAAGGUUCUGAUGGCUUUUUAUCAGCUGGAGAUCUUGGCUGAGGAAACAAUCUUGAGCUGGUUCAGUCAAAGAGACAUAACUGACAAAGGCCAGCAGUUGCGCAAGAAUGGGCAGCUGCAGAGGUUCAUCCAGUGGCUGAAAGAGGCAGAAGAGGAGUCAUCUGAAGAUGAUUGAUGGGGACUGCCGGCUCCUGUGCUGUGCUAUUUAUUGGUUGCCCUCCUAACAGACAGGGCAAAACAAGAAAACUAGCUGCAGAAGUGUGAAUGGCCACUUGAUGGAGCAGAAGUUGCAACUACAGUAUUCCUACUGCUGGCAACCGUGUGCGUCCCAUCCUGACUGGAGUUGGGAACGGGAGGUUAGACUGAAACAAAACUCUAGGGAAAAAUCUAGACAGACCCUGCAGUUGGAGGUAGACCAGAGCAAGCGCUUUGUUCUCCAUCUUUCCCUCAGGGAACAGUAAAGAGCAGCUGGCCCUCUCUGUUGUUUGUAUUUGUUAAUAUUAAAAAGAGGGGUGUAUUGGACUUCUCGCCAGCUCUGCCUGAUGAGCCAGGAGAAAACGUAUAUGAUCUGACUUAGCUGCUUUUAGCCAACACCUGGAGGGCAGGGAGAAAGGUUGUGGUGGCCACAAGAUGGUGCUAUGCUACCUGACUAAUUCCACUCCCUUGGCUCACAAGAAGUGGAUGGCUGAGCCGCCUUCCCAAGCUCCAUAGACCCGGCUGGUCUGUGUGGUGUGACAGAGCCUAUUUCCAUAGCCUUUCCUGGUGUGGACAAGCUCCACCUGAAGGUGAUGGUGCCAGGCGUAUGUGAAGCCAUGUGCCACUAGCCUUUUCCAGUGGACCCAGUACUGGUUCUGUCAGAGAUACUGGGCCAUGUUCACCUUAAAAGAUAAGGAAAUCCAUUGGAUGUAGGAGCACAGGCCUUUAAUCCCAGCACUGUGGAGGCAGAGGCAGCAGGCUCUCUAAGUUCAAGGCCAGCAGAGCUGUUAUGCGGAGAAACCCUGGAGUCAGUGGGAGAGUAAGGAAACCCACCUAAGAUGUUUUGAACCUUGCAGGACAUAACUAUAUACUUUAACCUUAUUAUCCAGAAUUUUGUCUGCUUCAGUGAAGUGCAAACUGUCCCAGAAGCAAAUGAAACCUAAAGCCAGAGUGGACGUGCUAAGAACAUAGGCGUUCCUGUGAAGUGUGCUUUCACUUACGCUGAGUUUAACGUGUGGCAGGAAUUCUAACCAUUCAUGUGCUGUUUCACUUGACCUUUGCCGUCCACCCUGUGAAGUAGCUCUUGUCAUUUUCUGAUGAGCUGCCUGCAGCUCAGAGAGGCCUCUGACCUUAGAACUGGAGUUUGUCGUUGUGUUAUGCAGCUCCUGUAACUCAGCACUCUCCUGUUGUGAGGUCUUUGUUGCCUUCAUAUAGGGUGAGUCAUUAAGUUUCUCUUGACAUUAACCUAUAGUAAAUGUCACACACUUGGUAUCAUAGGCAAAAUAGGCGCCUUUGUUUCAGGUGAGUGGAAAGGAAUAAGCUAAACGGGGCUAUUGAAUUCUACUUACGGGUGAAGAGGCAUUUUUGAAAAGGAAGAACAAAAAGAUCUUGGCAUAGUAGCAAUACUUGUCAGCACUUGGAAAGUGGAAGCCAGCCAUUCAAGGGUCCCAGGCUAGCCUGGGCUAUGGUCCAGGAUCCAGUGUCUGGAGAGAGCAUACAGAGAUGAUGGCCUGUACCUAUGGGACAGUUAAGAAGCUAUAAGACAUCUUGAUCUUGGCUAGGUGAUGGUGGCACAUAUGUUUAAUCCCAGCCCUCGGGAGGCAGAGGCAGGUGGAUCUCUCUGAAUUCAAGGCUAGCCUGGUUUACAGAGCCAAGAAGGCUCCAAACCUACACAGAAACCCUGUCUCAAAAACAAACAAACAAAAAGACAUCUUUAUCUGUUCAGAUAGUGCACAGAUCAGAAUUGACAGAACUUUAAGAAGGGAUUUUUCUAAUUAGGGUAGUAGAGGAGACUUCACCAAACUGCGUUGGUUAAAGUCGGCUCAGGAAGGAAGUAAAGCCAGAGCGCCUCCAAAGCAGAGACCUCCGAGCCCUGGGGGAGUGGUAGGAAGACGGAGAACAGGAGAAUUAGAUGUAAGGGCUAGAGAGAUGGCUCAGUGGGUAAGAACUCUUGUCCUUAGGACCCAUGUUUGACUCCCAGCGCCCACUGAGCAAACUCCAGUUCCAGGAUGCACAUGGUACAUAGACAUACAUGUGAGCAAAGCACUCAUUCACAUAAAUCUAAAGAUAAAAACUUCAUGGAAGCCAGGCGGUGGUGGUGCACGCCUUUUAUCCCAGCACUCGGGAGGCAGAGGUAGGCGGAUCUCUGGGAGUUCGAGGCCAGCCUGGUCUACAAGAGCUAGUUCCGGGACGGGCACCAAAGCUACAGAGAAACCCUGUCUCGAAAAACCAAAAAAAAAAAAAAAAAUCUUCAUGGAAUAAUAAAAGGUGGCUUAGAAUAGAUGAUUCUUGCUGGUGUAGAGUUAUUAACAAGCCAGUGUAAGGUCUAGCAUAGUGGUUCUCAAACUUCUGUGCUGCGAUCCUUUAAUACAGUUGCUUACAUGGUGACCCCAGACAUAAAAUUGUGUUGGUUCCUACUUCAUGGUUGUAAAUUUUCCUAGUGUUGCAAAUUGUAAUGUAAAUAUCUGUGUUUUCUGAUGAUUUUAGGCGAUAAAGGUUGUUUGAUUCCACCCAAAGUGGUUCUCUACCCACAGGUUGAGAACUGCUGGUCUAGAGCCUUAGGGGAAGGUAAAGGGUUAGAGGCAUGGAACAAGGAACUCAAGGAAAUCCAUGCACACAUACCAUUGCCACUUACAGACCGAGCCAGGGGACUGCCUCUUCUCUGCAAGAAAUAGUUAAGUCUGCGAGCAAUGGUAGGGAAAAAUCACCAAAGAAAAAUGUUUAAGAAGGUCAUGAAACCAGGCAUGGGGCAUGACUGUUAUGUCAAGAUCUGUGUAGAAGUUGCUGUGGUAAUAAGCACUUGGGAGGUGAAGGUAGGAGAAGAGAGGUCAGGAACUCGUGAUCAUCCUCAGUCACAAGCCAGUUUGAGGUCAGUCCAGGCUGCCACACCUCUCAGAAAAAAGGCACAGGUUUCCAGACCAAAGUCUGGGCUCCCAGCAUGAUAAAUCCUAUGGGAUUUCAAGAUGUCAGACUCUCGACUCCAUCAGAAAUGUGGUUGGGAUGGGGUAUUAAGUCGACUAAGGAGUUAAGGGAAACUAUGUGAGUGCUGGAACCUUGCAUCCACACAUUUACUUGAACCCCUCUAGACAAAAACAACUACAGGGAGGAAAAAUUGGCCUUUGAAUGUUGACACUUUCCUUUCCUUGACCUUCCCAAAGAAAGACUUCCCUGCUUUACCACUCUGCAAUGAGACUUAAUAGUGCCCCUUGCACACAGAGUUCCAACCUGCAUUUUUGUCCCUGCAUGCAAUAAAAGCCAAGG